UUUCUUUUUAAUCGGGAGCCAUUUUUGCUUUAACAAUGUCCAUCUUUAAUGGAACACCAAGCAUAUGUAACAAACUUUAAAUAUUCGUAGAUCGCUUAAUAACUCGUCUUAUAAACUGUUUUUAGUGCAGCUUUAACAAAAAAGUUAAACAAAUUUUAUUUUGAUGUUUAAACACAUUUAAACUGCACUGCACAUCAGUGCUAAUGUAACAAUGCGUUUGCACGUUAAAGCUUUGUAAGUUAAAAAAAAACCAAUAGCAUUUAAUAUUUUAGUUACACAUUUUUUGCGCACCAGAUAAACAUUUCUUUUCCUUUUUUAGAUCCGACUUUUCAAUUUUUAUUUAAAGCUUCUUUGCAACCACGAAAGUCAAACUGAUAUAAAUACAACAAAUAAUAAGUACAGUGAUGAAGCCUGGAUUCCAAUAUGUGUUACCAAAUGAAAACAAAUUGAAGUAAAUACAUUUUGAUGUACGUAAUAGACUUUCUUUGCAGCCACAAGUUUGAAACCCUUCACAAAGUAUAAUUUCCCGCUGAAUUAUAGCCCACAGUAUCAUUACUGUUUACCGUUUUCACUCUAGUUGUCUUUAUAGAUACUUUGCUCUUUUUUUCCUGUGUGAUUAAAAGGUUCAAAUCCUUGAUGAUCUGAAAGGUAGUGGUCAUGUCGUUAAAAUGUUUUUGGACUAAUAAAUACAAUAAUAUACAUAAAAAAAAAAAACAAAAUAAGGAUUAAUCAAAAAAAACAAUAAAAACAAAAGCUGAUUAUUUUGUCUUCUUUUAAAUAAUCUGGCACAAAUCCCGAAAUGGACAGCGCACACAGCAGUUACGUACGUGGUGGGGGAGGAGUCCCCAGUCUAGUUGCGUUUUAAUUGGCUGUUAGCUCGCACUGAGUUGUACGGUUAUCAGUAAUUAUAUUCAGCAUGUUUUGCACAAGAAAUGACAUCCAGAAAGGGCUAUCUUCUUCGCCCGUCAAAUUAUACUACGAAGAUGUCAUGCUCCGAUAGCCCAUCUGGACAUUCAUUUUUGGUAGACUCGCUGAUCAACUGUAGGGCUGAGGGAAGUGGUCACUAUUACCAAAGCAGUGGGGUGUACUUGCCACCCAGCUCCGAGUAUUCUUAUGGACUGUCCAAUUGUAGCUAUUUUCCCGGACUCAAACGAAACGAGAACCAAAACAUGGUCCCUACGUCCAGCCCCUACGUACAGGGCAUGGAGCCGUGGCUGGAGACGUCAAGAUCGUGUCGCGUUGAACAGCCUGGUCACCAAAUUGGCCCCAGGUCCUUCACUCCAGCCAUAAAAGAAGAAAACUCAUACUGUUUGUACGAGUCGGAGAAGGGUCCAAAAGACACGGGCACGGAGGACAUCUCAUAUUCGAGGGUGACGCCGAACUCGUGUACGGCUGAUAGCGAUGGAAGUGUCCCUGUGCCUGGUUACUUCCGACUGUCUCAGACAUAUUCUUCGGCUAAAGGCUAUCCUGACGACGAUCGGCCUGAUUCGGUCCAGUUCGCAGUGACCCGGCUGGACGGUGCCUCCGCGGCCAUCCCGGCGGAGGCGCGGGUGGUAGAGAGCCGAGAGCCGCUAGCCUGCACUCCAUGCGCCCCGGUAAUGGACAAGGAGAGCCGGAGGUCGCCAAGCGGCCCUGCUUCAUCGCCAGAAACUCCAGAGAGCGGAACAGACAGUACAGAAAAGGCAAAUAAAGGCGAAUCCAAAAGUGAGAACACGGCAAACUGGCUGACAGCAAAAAGUGGUCGGAAAAAGCGCUGCCCCUACACAAAACACCAGACCUUGGAGCUCGAAAAAGAGUUUCUCUUCAACAUGUACCUAACCCGAGAGCGUCGUCUGGAGAUUAGCCGCAGCGUUCACUUAACGGACAGACAAGUAAAAAUCUGGUUUCAAAACCGCCGCAUGAAGCUGAAGAAAAUGACUCGAGAAAACCGCAUUCGUGAGCUGUCGGCGAACUUCAGUUUUACCUAAAGGCCUCAUGGAGAUCUUUGGCGCCCUCCAACCACUUAAAUGGGUACCAUUUCAAAACGUGCAUAUUUUACUUGUGCAGGAUACUGAAAUUGCUAAAUUAUUGUGUCAUAUGCUGUUGGAAAUUUUUAUCUGUCAGAGCAUCAGCUUUAAAUUCACACUUUCGUGAUAUCACUGUACGUGAUAACAACCUGUUAUUUAUAAAACUGUCAAUUGAACUAUAGUGAUGGUCUACUUAUAACGUAGAAGAAAUGUUUUAUUGACAAAUGUAAAUAGGUCGACGGGAGUAUAUAUAUAUAUAUAUAUAUAUAUAUAAACAUUACCUGUACAUAUUUGCAAUAUUUGCAUGAUUUAACAUUAAUUAUAAUUAACUGUUAAAAAGCUACAUUGUUGUGUCCUGGUUUAAUAAUUAUUGUCCAUUUCGCCCAAGCUUUUAUUUGGUAAAAAGCAAAUGGGAUUAGUUGAAAAAUUUCAAAAUGAGUACGACGGGUCGAUUUUAAUAUGCAAAAUCCCUAUAAUGCGAAAGACAGGCAAUAGCACCGCUGGACUGAACUGAAUGAAUUACUGAUGUAUGUCAGAACGAUAUAAAUACCCCUAUGUAUGAAAAUAUUACAAUUAAAUAAACACUCCACGCAUUUUUAACUAUAUGUACAUACAGUUUUACAUUGCUGCGCCCAGCUUUAUUGAAGUCCAAUUGUCCUAUAAAUAUACAGAUGUAGUAAUUCCUACGUGGAACACUGAUCACCCGGACAGAAUGGGUGCAAGAUAGGCCAAUUUUCAGUUUACACGUUUAUUUUGGUGCCAAAGAAGUGUUACAAUACCUCUCACUGUACAGAAUGAAUGAAACUGUAUUGCCACCGCAUUCUCUCAGUCGGCUGGCAUUUUCAUUAAAGCUUUGUUGUAUGGAAAUUCUGUGAAUUCUGAUGAAAUUAUUAUGUAUUUAAAAUCAUUGCUAAAAACGCGUUCAUACGGUUAGAAAAACGGACGCGUUUUAGCUGCCUGUGAAAUGUGUGUCUGGAUAAAAUAAACGGAAUAAAAGUUUUUGCUUGC
Molecule: messenger RNA, 3014 nt
Organism: Astyanax mexicanus (Mexican tetra)
Lineage: Eukaryota; Metazoa; Chordata; Actinopteri; Characiformes; Acestrorhamphidae
Gene: hoxa10b
Product: homeobox A10b
Exons: 2
Coding region: 933-1967 (344 amino acids)
Biological process (GO): regulation of transcription by RNA polymerase II
Cellular component (GO): nucleus
Molecular function (GO): DNA-binding transcription factor activity, RNA polymerase II-specific; RNA polymerase II cis-regulatory region sequence-specific DNA binding
Source: RefSeq, a predicted model, not a curated record